UUUGAAUUGAAAUUUUGCAGUUGUCAAUUUUCACUAUUAUUUCUAACUUUUAAGACUGUGUUUUGAAUUUUUUUUUGUGAUUUAAAUUGUUAUUAUGAAUUUCCUUAGUGAUAUCUAUCAGAAAAGUUUACAUGAAAACGAAAAAAAUAUUAAAUUCUGGGAAGAAUAUUUACAAAAUCUAAACACUCUCAACUUUGAAAUCUAUUCUGAUAAGUUGUCAGUACCAAUAUUAGUACCUAUUGGAAAUAAAAUAUUAUUUAGGGGAGCAUUAAAACACACAAAUGAAGUGACCGUAGCCUUAGGCGCGGAUUAUUUUGCUAAAUGUUCUAUUAAACAGGCUGAGGUACUGAGGCAGCACAGAAUUAAAGAUGCAAAAUCAAAACUUGAAGAAUAUAAUAAAGAGAAAGAAUAUCUUGAAAAUCAACUAUCUUUUGGAAAACAAAAUGUAUAUGGUAAUACUGGUCAGGACAUUAUUGAAGUUUGUACUGAAGAGGAAGAUAAAGCGUGGAGGGAGCAGCACAGAGAGAGACUGAAACGAUAUCAUCAGAGUGACGAUAAGAAGAAAGAAAACAUAAGUAAAGACAUCUCCGACGAAGAACUGUGGAUGAGGUUGGAGGAGUUGGAGUUACAGGAGGAAAUGCAAAAUGAAAUGCAAAACUCAGAUACUGUAGAGGAAACCAAUAGUUAUGAAUCAAACUUUGAUUCUUGUGUCAUCAAAGAAUCUGAUGUUAAAGAUGUCAGAGCUGAUGAAGCUACAGAGAUAGUCUCAAGAAUAACGCACAAUGUUCCAAAGCAAACUUCAAAGACAGAUUUAUUACAGCAAGUUCUCAACAGACAGGAAAUGCUUUCGACUAAACUGACCGAACUCAAGAGUAGGGAACGGCCGGAAACUACUACAGAGAGUGAAUUGUUGUCCAGAUUAGAUGAAAUUGAACUCCUGGAUGACCUGGAGGAUGAAAUGGAUAGAAUAGAUGAUAUAUUAGAAACUGCUGAAGAUGAAGAUUCAUCAAGAAGUGACACUUCCAAGUCGAGUAAAAGUGUGGCCUUCGCUGACGAAGAUGAUGGUGAGACAUUGGAAUUAACGUUCACACAUACGGAUGUGGAACCAGAUAUGACACCGUAUGAUCCAGAAAAGGGUAUCAUGAAGCCGAGGGAUAUUUAUGUAGCGUAUGCAAACCUAUUUAAUAAUGGAACAACAUCCAUAUUAAGAAAAUCUAAAUAUUUGGAUAAAUCAGCCAACGUAACAAAGGAAAUGGAAGCGCCGCAAGCAGUGAAUAAGAAUGCUAUUACCGAUACGGAGAGACAAGAAAUAGUUGUGAGGGAUGUUGUUGAAAAAUCUGCAUCUCCAGAAAAUGUAACUGCCAGUGCGAGACCCACCAGCCUCUUCAAACAGAAGCGACAGCAGAAGUCUUAAGUCAAGCUAAGAUAAGAAUUCCUCGUUUAAAGUUUACAUUAUACUAAUACAAAUCUUUAAAAUUCUUGUUUUCUACCUUUCAACAUUUACACAAUUAAAUCCCUUUUAUUCAAAUAGAAUUUUUAUUUUUAAACCUUUCAAAGAUUAUGAAGGUCUACAAUAAAUACAUUUUCACAGACUAAA
This is a messenger RNA of Danaus plexippus (monarch butterfly), 1597 nucleotides long. It is a transcript of the gene uri, whose product is annotated as unconventional prefoldin RPB5 interactor 1. Gene Ontology annotation, biological process: negative regulation of transcription by RNA polymerase II; negative regulation of phosphatase activity. The record is from RefSeq and is a predicted model, not a curated record. Lineage: Eukaryota; Metazoa; Arthropoda; Insecta; Lepidoptera; Nymphalidae. Gene Ontology annotation, molecular function: chromatin binding; transcription corepressor activity; phosphatase inhibitor activity. The coding region runs from base 95 to 1414 and encodes 439 amino acids. The transcript is spliced from 4 exons.